This is a messenger RNA of Candidula unifasciata, 1614 nucleotides long. NCBI's taxonomy places the organism in Eukaryota, Metazoa, Mollusca, Gastropoda, Stylommatophora, Geomitridae. The record is from the annotation of a GenBank genome assembly.
AUGUCAGUGACCAUGUCUGUCAGCGUGCUGUCCAUCGUGGCUACGGGACUUGACCGCUAUCUGGCUGUUGUUUACCCGCUAGGAGCCCGCAAUUACAGAACAGUCAAGAAGGCCGUGGCUGUUAUUGGCCUGACCUGGAUCUUCUCACUUGCGGUGAUGGCACCUCGUGUUGUCCUCUUUGAUGAAAUCUCCGUGUGGCACAUAACUGGCAUGACAACUCUGUGUAACCGGGUUCACACCCAUCAAAUUCUCCAGCUAGACACGAGCCUCAACUUUGUCUUCAUGUACCUCCUUCCCUUGACGGUUCUCUGCAUCUGUCACUCCCGCAUUGGACAAAGACUUUGGACCAGCAAACGGCCAGGUAAUCCAUUGGCUCGCCAUGGACAAAUGAGAAUGCUUCUGGUUCAACACAAGAGGAGAAUUGCCAAGAUGAUCUUUGCGGUCACCGCCAUAUUUGCCAUUGGCUGGCUACCCAUCCAUGUUUAUCACUUAGUCGAAGACUUUGAUAAAGGGAACAUUUUAUUUGGACAAAUUGUCGACCGAGGGACGAUUGCAUUGUUCUUUUCUUUUGGAGCCAAUGCGCUGAAUCCAAUAAUCUAUUGCCUUUUUAGUAGUAAUUUCAGAAAACACUUCGUCAAAGCUCUUCGUUGUUGGGGGCCAAGAAGAAACACUUCGGUUAACGGCGAGGAUUUGGGAUACUUCAGAAGUCCUGUAACUGUUGAAAUCCAGCUGGAAAAUCCACGUCCUCCACCUGUGUUGCUUCCCCGACCAGCUUCCCUUCUGACGGAUUCGGCCUCCUAUCCGGUCUCUGAUCAUAUUUAUAUUGGCAAACUGACACAGCUGGCGAGUGCAAAUAUGCUUUCACUGCAACCAUUGCUACACGAGGAAUCUAAGGCCAACAGCAGUUGCUCGGAAUCUUCGCCCACCUGUUCAUCGUUCUCUGUAACAACGAUGGCACAGGUCGAGGUUAAUCCUUUUCAAAUGGCGUCAGGUUCAUCUUGUCGCCAAGAAGAGGAUAGAAAGUCACCGCGGAAUGUAGCAUCCCAAAGCACAAUCAAUGUUAAUGCUCUUCAUUAUGGCCAUUCUCACAAUUUAGAACGAGCUAAUUCAUUAACAAGACGUGCCUGUAAUUUCACAAAAAGCCAGAGACGUCGGUCUUAUGACAGUUACAGUUGUGACAAAGAAGUACUAGGGGCAUUUAACAGACUGAAAGACAAUUUUACGAGUCCAGAUGUUUCAGACCAUUCUCAAAGACAUAGUAGCUAUGAUAAACCUAACAGUCCAGGGAUGACCGAAACACCCAAAAAGUAUGAUAGGCGAAAUAGCUCGGAAAAGACCGAACGGUAUAGAAAUGACAAACGUAUUAGCCCGAAGAAGCCCGAAUUUUGCCACAUUCAUUACAGUCAGGAGAUGAUCGAAGUAGGCAGCAGCCAAAAUAGACGGAACAGCUUGGAGAUAACCGAAGUUCUCCAUAGUCCUUCAAAACUGUAUAGCCUAGAGGUGAUCAGUGUACGCCAAAAACCUGACAAACGUGACAAAAUGUCCAGUUACGAGCGUCACCAACAGCAAAGUCCAGUAACAUCUCAAGCCAUGGAGUCGAAAAGCCUCUUGUGA